AUGGAGGAGUCGCCACCGUUCCAGCCGCUCCGACCCAUCCUGCCCGCGCUGCCCUCUCGGAGCAAGAGGCGAGCCCGCAUCCAUGCCGGUCCCGCCGCGCCGGCUCCUGCAGCUGCUGGCGCUGCUGCUCUUGCCCCUGCCAGGUCCCGGGAGUUUGCAAGCACCAGCACUGUGACCCUUCCUGAGACCCUGUUGUUUGUUUCAACCUUGGAUGGAAGCCUGCAUGCCGUGAGCAAGAGGACGGGAUCAACAAAAUGGACUUUAAAAGAAGAUCCAGUCCUGCAGGUCCCCACCCAUGUUGAAGAGCCUGCUUUCCUACCAGACCCCAAUGAUGGAAGCCUGUACACACUUGGUGGGAAGAACAAUGAAGGUCUGACGAAACUUCCCUUUACCAUUCCGGAAUUGGUGCAGGCAUCCCCGUGUCGAAGUUCAGAUGGGAUUCUCUACAUGGGUAAAAAGCAGGAUAUUUGGUAUGUCGUCGACCUCAUGACUGGGGAGAAGCAGCAGACUUUGUCUUCAGCAUUUGCAGAAAGCCUCUGUCCAUCCACCUCUCUUCUGUAUCUUGGACGUACAGAGUACACCAUCACCAUGUUUGAUACAAAGAGUCGAGAGCUUCGGUGGAAUGCUACCUAUUUUGACUACGCAGCCACUGUACCAGAGGAGGAUGUGGAAUACAAGAUGUCCCACUUUGUGUCCAAUGGGGAUGGGCUGGUGGUGACUGUGGACAGUGAGUCUGGCGAUGUCUUGUGGAUUCAGAAUUAUGCCUCGCCAGUGGUAGCCUUCUACAUCUGGCAUCGAGAGGGCCUGCAGAAGGUGAUGCACACCAAUGUCGGGGUGGAGACACUGCGCUAUCUGACCUUCAUGUCUGGAGAGGUGGGACGGAUCACCAAGUGGAAAUACCCCUUCCCAAAGGAGACCGAGACCAAGAGCAAACUGACGCCCACCCUCUAUGUUGGGAGGUAUUCCACCAGCCUGUAUGCCUCCCCAUCAAUGGUACAUGAAGGAGUUGCUAUUGUGCCUCGAGGUAGUGCCUUUCCCCAACUGGAAGGCCCCCAGACAGACGGUGUCACAAUCAAAAGUAAUGAAGAGUGUGUGAUCACCCCCAGCGUAGAGUUUGGUUUUGGAUUCAAAGGAAAGAACAAACUCAACUACUGGACCAAUUAUUGGCUUCUCAUAGGACAUCAUGAGAUCCCCCUGUCUGCUUCCACCACAGUCCUGGAGAAAUUCCCCAACAAACUGCCCCGGCAUCCUGAAAAUGUGAUCCCUGCUGAUUCCGAAAAGAGUUUUGAUGAGAAGGUUAUCAAAAUGGUUGACCGGCACACAGAAGAACCAACUCCUACUACUCGUCAAGAUAUUGAAUUCACUCGAACCCCAGUAAAAACAGAGGCUGCUGUAGACUCCAUGUUGAAGGACAUGGCUACAAUCAUCCUGUGUACCUUCCUUCUCAUUGGAUGGGUCGCCUUCGUCAUCACCUACCCAAUGAGCAUGCACCAGCAGCAGCAGCUCCAGCACCAGCAGUUUCAGAGGCAGCUGGAAGAGAGGAUCCAGCUGUUGCAACAACAGCAGCUCCCUUUCCAGCCUCCGAGUGACCUGUCUCAGGACUCGGAUUUCCUGGAUGUCUCUGCUGGUUUGCACUCCGAGAGCUCAGCUCCCAGCAGUCCCAACAUGUCCCCCAAGGGCUCCAACCACUCUCAGCAUUCCAGCAACUCAGCUUUCAAGGUCAGCAGCAUCGUGGCUGCUGAGCAAGAUGAGAAUGAUGAAGAGACCAGCAUGGUGGUAGUUGGGAAAAUUUCCUUUUGCCCAAAGGAUGUCUUGGGACAUGGAGCUGAAGGCACCAUUGUAUACAGAGGGACGUUUGACAAUAGAGCUGUGGCAGUGAAAAGGAUACUCCCAGAGUGCUUCAGUUUUGCAGACCGGGAGGUGCAGCUGCUUCGGGAAUCAGACGAGCAUCCCAAUGUGAUUCGCUAUUUCUGCACAGAGCGAGAUCGUCAAUUCCAAUACAUUGCCAUUGAACUGUGUGCGGCCACUUUGCAAGAGUAUGUGGAACAGAAGGACUUUGCCCACCUUGGCUUAGAACCCAUCACCUUGCUGCAGCAGACAACCUCGGGUCUUGCUUACCUUCACUCCCUCAGCAUUGUUCACAGAGACCUGAAACCCCACAACAUCCUCCUGUCCAUGCCCAAUGCACAUGGCAAGAUCAAGGCUAUGAUCUCUGACUUUGGCCUCUGCAAGAAGCUGGCUGUAGGAAGGCACAGUUUCAGUCGCCGCUCUGGGGUACCAGGUACCGAGGGAUGGAUUGCCCCAGAGAUGCUGAGCGAAGAUUGCAAAGAGAAUCCGACUUACACUGUGGACAUUUUCUCUGCGGGCUGUGUCUUUUACUAUGUGAUAUCUGAUGGCAACCACCCAUUUGGCAAGUCCCUGCAGCGGCAAGCCAACAUCCUUCUUGGCGCCUACAGCCUUGACUGUUUGCACCCAGAGAAGCACGAAGACAUCGUUGCUCAUGAACUAAUAGAAAAAAUGAUUGCUAUGGAUCCUCAGAAAAGGCCCUCAGCCAAGCAUGUACUGAAACACCCAUUCUUCUGGGGCUUAGAAAAGCAGCUGCAAUUCUUUCAGGAUGUGAGUGACCGAAUAGAGAAGGAGGCCCUAGAUGGCCCCAUAGUGAAGCAGUUAGAAAGAGGAGGGAGAGCGGUGGUCAAAAUGGACUGGAGGGAAAACAUAACUGUUCCACUCCAGACAGAUCUUCGAAAAUUCAGGACCUAUAAAGGGGGUUCUGUAAGAGAUCUUCUCCGUGCUAUGAGAAAUAAGAAGCACCACUACCGGGAGCUUCCGGAGGCUGUGCAGGAGACCCUGGGCUCUAUCCCUGAUGAUUUUGUCCGUUAUUUCACAUCACGGUUCCCCCAUCUCCUCUCCCACACCUACCGAGCCAUGGAACUAUGUAGCCAUGAGAGACUCUUCCAGCCUUACUAUUUCCAAGAGGCCACAGAACUGGGACCCCUAGUCACAAACGACGGUCUCUGAAAAAGCCAAGUCCUCUUUAUUCCCAGGGGCCAAUGUGAGGACUAAGAGAUUGGCCUUUGUGACCCAGCAUUUGGAACCCCCUUGGCUCAGAGAGCCAUGAGAGAGAAGCUGUGCUUCUGAAAUUAAGUGCCUUGGACUGCCUGCCGCGUUCUGCAGCCAGAGCAGGGGGAUCCUGAAUCCUUGGACGUGGAAGAAGCAGCUUCUAAUAACCAAAGGGAUAUUGAGAGGAUGAAGGCUGCCGGGGCCCUUUGUCUAUCAGGGUUCCGGGUGUAAAAUGGUCAAGGGUCAUGAGGCCUUGAAAGAGGCUGCAUCUGCCUUCAUUUUUCUACCGGAGAAACCUCCUUUGGACUUCGGGGUUCUUGUUCAUCUGCUGUUUGUGGUUAAUAUAUAAGACUUUGGAAGACCCCUAAGGAUGAAGGAAAAAAGGUGGGAGGAGGAAAGAAUCCAAAGGUCUGGUCCUUAACAGGAAGUAGCAGCAUUUCCUUCUUUUUACAGCCAGAUUUGACUUUGUACUUCUAGGCUGAUCCCCUGCAAGACAGUGGGCUGGAGAGGGAUGAGGGCAGAAUUAGGGCCAAGAAGAUAGAGUGAAGUAGAUUUCUGCUUCCUUAAAGGAAAAAUUUCCUGACAAUUUGAACGGACCCAAAGUAGAAUGGGGAAAGAAGGAAUUCCUGACCACGUGCUGAUCAGAUCAGAUGACCUGUGAGGUUCCUUCACACUUUGAGAUUCUUUGAGGAUCGAGGAAGACGCCAGUAUUCAAGGCUUUAUGGUAUCCUUGAAGACAGGAUGCACCAAGUCAGUCGUUUAUCCAUUGAGCAUAUCUCAGACAACCCAUUAUGAAGUGCCUGUUUUAAACACUGGCCAGAUGACUUGGGAGAGGCAGUGAGUGUAAGGAUCUGGGACGGGGGCUGAUGGACUCUAUCAAAGAAUGGGCAUAGGUGACUAGAAGAAGAGAGGUGAUGGAAUCUGGUUCUGGAAACUAAAAAGAUAAUGCCUCUGGCUCUAAAUUCAGAAGGGUUUCCACUUUGAGAUUUGCUUUCAAACCUAAGAAUUCUUAAGUCCAGGGACAAAGAAACUGUUUAGAAGAAAGAUUAUAUGUUUCCUCCAGCCAGAGUUGAGCCCAAGGGGGCUGUGAAGCUCAUGUGUCAAAUGAGGGAGAUUGGCUAACUGUCCCCUAACAUCCUUUACGGCUCCAGCAUUCUGAGUCUAACCAGGAAGGAGGAAGGGAGUGAAUCCUGGGGAUCCCAGUGAGAGCAGGGCAAAUUCUCAUGUUAUUUGCAGCCCUACUGAUCAUUUUUUGGUUUAGAUCUUCUUAAGUCUGGCCCUGGAAUGAAUGGCAAAACCUUUUCGUUUGUUUGUUUUCUGACAUAAGCAAUAAAACUUGAUGCUGUGUGUAGCAGGGAAGCUGGGGACAGCUCAUGCUUGGUGCCUGCUCUGUAGCGGAUUUCUCUGCAGUAUUCCUUUUCAGUGUCCUCAAAGCUGUGACUGAAAAAAAGAAUCCCUUCAUACCUGAGAAGCAUUAACAUGUUCUGACACAGAACUUGCGUGGUAUUCUGUUGCAGUGACCUAUUUAUUUUAUGUGUAUUUAUUUAAUUUUUACCCUGAAACUGUAGCUGGUUAAAGUGUGAGGGCCACAGGCAAAUUUGGGCUAUUACACUGCUAACCAUUUUUAAACUGGAAAAGGAAGAAAAGUUAUUGUAUCUUUCAGUGGUGUGGACGAGUCUUACUUGUUUUUAGAAGGGCAAAUUACUUGAUCGGGUAAAAUUUUAUAGUCUUAUGUGAUUUUUUUUUUUAAACAAAAUUCUGUGCCACUGUCUUUUUUGCUAAAUGGAUGGUUAAUUGAUGAAAUGUUAUGUGUUCACUGUUGAUUACAGUCCUUUCUCUGGAGUAUAAAUUCCCGUUUUAGCUUUAUAUUUUUAUAAGAGCCAUUAUCAAUGUCAAAGGCCAAUGUCGUGCAAAUCUUUUGUGUAUUUUUAAAGCUUGGUGAUUCAAGGAUCAUUACCUAAAGCAAACUGCAUAUUUUUAUACCUCUUGGGUACAAUUCUUUUAUAAUUCUGCAUAUUAAUGAUGAUGAGAUAAUGAUGAGAAAGAUGACUUGUACUCAACCAAACUUCAAAUAAAAAUAGAUUUAGAUUUGGA
Messenger RNA from Monodelphis domestica (gray short-tailed opossum), 5154 nucleotides. The record is from RefSeq and is a predicted model, not a curated record. NCBI's taxonomy places the organism in Eukaryota, Metazoa, Chordata, Mammalia, Didelphimorphia, Didelphidae.